AUCUAAAAAUUGGUCAGCUGACUUCUACAAUCAUUUAACCAAAAAUAUUGUAAAGCUAAGAAAAAUCAAAUUAAAAUGGCAUUACAUUCAGCAAUUAAAGGAAAAUUAAUUGCCGUAAUUGGUGAUGAGGAUACUUGUGUUGGAUUUUUAUUGGGUGGUGUUGGUGAAAUAAAUAAAAAUCGCCACCCAAAUUUCAUGGUUGUUGAUAAAAAUACUCCAGCCAGUGAAAUUGAAGAUUGUUUCAGACGUUUUGUCAAACGGGAUGAUAUCGAUAUCAUUUUGAUUAAUCAAAAUGUUGCUGAGUUAAUUCGUCAUGUAAUCGAUUCACACUCACAACCCGUUCCAUCGAUUUUGGAAAUUCCAUCAAAAGAUCAUCCAUACGAUGCUAGUAAAGAUUCAAUUUUACGACGUGCAAAGGGAAUGUUUAAUCCAGAAGAUAUGCUUGGAACUCCACGAGGUUAAUUUUAUAAUAAUUGUAAAUUAUAUGCACAAUGGAGGGUGUUCUUUAGAAGAAAUAUAAUUUCUUCUACGUGUUUUUAUAGGAUACUCUGUAUAUACUUUUAAGUAGAUUAGUAAUUUCAGUAUUUAAUUAAAAAAUGUUUUAAAACUUAAAUGUAUUUGGUUUUUGGUGAAAAAAAUAUAU
Molecule: messenger RNA, 643 nt
Organism: Chrysoperla carnea
Lineage: Eukaryota; Metazoa; Arthropoda; Insecta; Neuroptera; Chrysopidae
Gene: Vha14-1
Product: V-type proton ATPase subunit F
Exons: 4
Coding region: 76-462 (128 amino acids)
Biological process (GO): proton transmembrane transport
Cellular component (GO): membrane; proton-transporting V-type ATPase, V1 domain
Molecular function (GO): proton-transporting ATPase activity, rotational mechanism
Source: RefSeq, a predicted model, not a curated record